AUGUCUGCAAAAGUCUGGCUCAUCACCGGCUGCUCCUCGGGCUUCGGCGCCGCACUAGUCAAGGAAGCACUCAGUCGAGGCUUCGCUGUCAUCGCCACCGCUCGCAAUCCCGCCAAGAUCACAGACCUCAAGGAUGCCGGCGCAGCAACGCUUGCCCUCGAUGUCACCAUGCCACUGCCCGAGCUGAAGAAGAUCGCCGAGGAGGCCUUCAACAUCCACGGACGCAUCGACUACCUGAUCAACAAUGCAGGAUUCAGCCAAGUCGGAGGUCUUGAAGAGCUCACGCCUGAGGAGACGCAGGCUCAAUUCGAUACAAACGUCUUUGGAGUUUUGAACGUAAACCGAGCUUUCUUUCCUUAUUUGCGCAAGGUGCGAUCUGGUGUGGUCGCGAACCUUAGCAGCGUCGGCGCCUGGCGAGGAUAUGCUGGUGUCGGGUUGUACUGCGCUAGCAAGUGGUGUCUGAGCGGGUUGUCUGAAUCAAUGACGCUUGAGAUGAAGGAGUUCGGUAUCAAGGUGUGCUGCGUCGAAGCAGGCUACUUUCGCUCCAACUUCCUCGUAGGCAAGGCAAAAGGUGACUUCCAAGGCCGUAUCGCCGACUACGAUGGAAGCGCUGUUCGUAAAGGCGAGGAGCUCAUGGAUUGGUAUAACGGAAAGCAGCCCGGAGACACCCAAAAGGGAGCAAAGGUGAUUGUUGAUACACUUACCGAAGCCAACGGCAAGCCUGUCCCUCACCGCCUCGUCAUUGGCAAAGAUUGCUACGAGAGCAUCAAGCAGAAAUGUGAGGAGACUUUGAAGCUGUUGGAGGAGCAGAAGCAGAUUUCUUGCAGCACUGAUCUUGAUGAUACGAGCUACUGA
Molecule: messenger RNA, 855 nt
Organism: Cyphellophora attinorum
Lineage: Eukaryota; Fungi; Ascomycota; Eurotiomycetes; Chaetothyriales; Cyphellophoraceae
Product: putative oxido YusZ
Exons: 2
Coding region: 1-855 (284 amino acids)
Source: RefSeq, a predicted model, not a curated record